AUGCCACCGAGACAGGCCAGACGUGGUGGAAAUCAUCUACCGAUACCUAUUUCAUCAUCUUCAGACUCUUCGCCACCAUCUACUCCGGCACCACUUCCAACUCCUAGCUUUGAGGCUACACCUUCGGGCUAUAGCUUUGAGACUGACCCGUCUGAAGGGUCAUAUGAUCAGACACCAGUGCACAUGUAUUUGUCUCCAGACCCGUACUUUAUGGACAUCGAGGUGGAUGUGGUACACGAUAGUCCAGUGCAUGGAGAUCAUCCCGCAUCUCCUGCCGCUCAUAUUCCACCAGCCCCUGCCGCACCUAUUCCGGCAGCACAACCUGAACCAGCGCCAACUGAUCCAGCUAUAAUAGCACUUCUAGAACUGAUGGCUGAGAUGGUGAAUUUGCAACAUCAAGCACUGAAUGCACAGCGUGACGCACAGAGUGCUCAGCCAGGUCCAGUACCUACCACUUCUCAUCCGGACUUCCUGAAGAUCGUCAUGAUUAUGAAGAACUUGGGGACGAUGCAUUACAAGGGAUGCACUGAUCCCUUUGAAGCUGAUGUGUGGCUUCACAAUCUCGAGCAGAACUUUGCUGCAACCCGUUGUCCGGAAGAAUUCAAGAAUGACGUGGCUGUUUACUAUCUGGAGAAGGAUGCCAUCAGUUGGUGGUUAUGUGUAGAGAGGAACUUUGGAGACUUUGAUCUGAGUUGGGCUGACUUCCGUACAGCGUUCGUUCGAAAGUACUUCCCACCGGAGGCCCGUGAUCGUUUGGAGAUUAAGUUCAUGGAGCUAGUUCAGGGAGGAUUAUCUGUUAGGAAGUCUGAGGCAGAGUUCACCUGUCUCAAGAAGUAUGUCCACUAUGGUCGGGAGGACGAGAUGAUGAUUAUCCGUAAGUUCCUUCGAGGACUUAACCCAUAUAUCGGGAGCAGACUUGAGGCAGUAGAGUUUCAUAGGCUUGCUGAUCUUGUUGAGCGUGAUGUGAAUGUUGAGGAGGCCAUUGCUGCUGAGAGAGCUUCUUCUAACCAUUCCUCACCACCGAGACGACCAUCUGUUCCGUUCCAUCCUCAGCCGCAUUCUGCUAUGCAGCGAGGACGAGGAGGUAGAGCUUAUCGGGGAGGUCGUUCUGGAGGUCCUAGACCUAGAACGCCGACUUGUUUCACUUGUGGCCAGCUGGGCCAUGUUAGGCGAGAUUGUCCGAACGUGGGACAGUUCCAACAGUUUGUACCAUCUCACAUCACUUUUAACCCACCUUUACCCUUAUCUCCUGCUAAGCGUCAAGCCACCACUGGUAGGGCUUACGCUUUAGAGUUACCCGGACCAUCCGGACCACCUCAGGGUCCGAUUUCAGGGACUUUGCUUGUGGGUGGAAUAUUCGCCCAUAUCCUUUUAGAUUCGGGAGCAACACAUAGUUUUGCAGCUCCCGAAGUAGCAUCCAGAUUUGAUGGAGAAUUCACUAAGGUGAAUUUAUCCAUUCCCGUUCUAACUCCCGGAGAUCAAGUUCUUGAAACUGAAGGCUGUAUUCUAAGAGUUCCAAUCAUUAUCCAAGAUAUGAUUUUCCCGGCUCAUCUGUUAGUUCUCCCAUUAGAGAGGUACGAGGGUGAAGAAGUGUACUUAGUGACCUUGGUUGCUGGACCAGUAGAAGACGAGAAAGAGGAGAACAUGGAAGAAAUACCAGUAGUCAGAGAAUAUGAGGACGUGUUUAAGGCAUUAGAGGGAUUGCCGUCAUCUAGGAGUAACCCCUUUAGUAUAACCUUAGAACCCGGAUUAGCUGCAAUAACAAAGGCACCAGCAGAACUUGCUGAGUUGAAGCAGCAGUUAGCUGAUUUGUUAGACAAGGGUUUCAUACGUCCUAGUUCAUCACCAUGGGGAGCACCCGUGCUGUUUGUAAAGAAGAAAGCCAGAAGCAUGCGGUUAUGUAUUGAUUAUCGUGGAAUCAAUAAUGUAACCAUAAAGGACAAGUACCCACUCCCAAGAAUUGAUGAGCUGUUAGACUAG
Molecule: messenger RNA, 1980 nt
Organism: Brassica napus (rape)
Lineage: Eukaryota; Viridiplantae; Streptophyta; Magnoliopsida; Brassicales; Brassicaceae
Exons: 4
Coding region: 1-1980 (659 amino acids)
Biological process (GO): proteolysis
Molecular function (GO): zinc ion binding; nucleic acid binding; aspartic-type endopeptidase activity
Source: RefSeq, a predicted model, not a curated record